UGACAUAGACGGAAUGUGACAUAAACUGAAAAUUUUUGCACGAUCAAAACAAUAUCCAGCAAAAACAGAACCGGAUUGUGAUUCCAAUUUAGAGUUUAGCAUAAGAGUUCAUGUAUUAGAACCAAAUACAAUUAGAUUUAAACGAUUCAAAACCUUAUAGUAAUUAGGAAAAUGAAAACAGUUUCAUUCAAUGUUAAGCUGCCAGACCAAUGUUAUAAAUUUUCGAUAAGUAAACACCACAACAAAUGCACAAACAUCGAACCAAUUGAGAUUAAAGAUGUGACCGGCAUUACAAAAAGUAUAACUCCAAAUCAACUGGUGUACGUGAUGAAGGAGUUCAAUUUGCUCAAUCGAUUCCGUCGGCGAAUAUUCAAUCUUCUUAAGGAAUUAAGCUCAACAACGGUGCUUUUUUAUGUCAUUGAGCCCAUCAAUGGUGGACUAAUCGAUUAUGCUUGGUGUCGGCGUGCAUUUAGGAUAACAUGGGAAAAGGUUGAAAUCGAGAAUCUGAUGUCGUGGCUUUCAACACUUGGUGGUGCCUUCUCUGCUCUGGGCGAUUCAUUUGAAAAAUGUGCUGAAAAAGCGGGACGUAUAUCAGAAUACCAACUAAAAUUGGCAUCCAAAAGUGGUGAUCCAUCAAUCAUUGCGCGAUGCAAACUUUAUUACAGCAUAUCACUGAUACAGAAGGGACGAUUGAAGGCGGCCAAAAAACUUGUCCUCGAACAAUAUGAAUUCGCAAAAGAAGAACGAUUGACGGGUGACGAACGAACAUACAAAAUGUGUCACGGAAUCUGGCUCAAAUUGCAAUAUGCUCAUUCGUUGAAGCGUCUACAACGACAGAAAAUCAGUCAAUGAUAACGGUAAACAUAGAAUUAAGUCCAUUAGUAGCCAUGAAAAUGACCUUUUAUCUUGUAAAUCUGUAAGAAAAAUGUUAAUACUGGCUACACUGGUGUCUAAAUUGUAAAAUGUGGUGAAAUAAAACAGGUGUUUAUUUUAAAUUUUCA
Molecule: messenger RNA, 1001 nt
Organism: Sitodiplosis mosellana (orange wheat blossom midge)
Lineage: Eukaryota; Metazoa; Arthropoda; Insecta; Diptera; Cecidomyiidae
Exons: 3
Coding region: 172-852 (226 amino acids)
Source: RefSeq, a predicted model, not a curated record